GUCGGUUGGGCGGAAGUGAAGACAGACAGGUCUGCGUUCCAAUAGAUAGCGACAUUUUCUGGCCCGCCCCCUAGGGAGAACCAAUCAGAGGGAGAGAAGCCAGGCUGCUGUGGGCCGGGGUCUGCCAGCUGAAGUUUUGAGCUUGGUUUGGAAUGAGUUUGCCACGUGUGCGUGCUGCUGGGGAGGGACAAGCGGGCAGGGUGAGCCGAGGGUGGAUGAGGUUCCCUUCUCUUCCCCCAGCAUCAUCCACCUCUGCAGGGGGCUGGAGCCCCUGGGGAGCCUGAUUACAGCGAAACCUGCCUUAAGUCCUCUGCAAAACUCAGCGCCUGGCCGCAUCGGUGUGCAAGUAAAGACCGAAUCCUCUUGUGCUGACAAUAUUGGGGGCACUUUAAGGCGGCUGCGAAAGGCACUGAAUGUAACUGACCCAGGAGGAGGAGAGGUGAGGUGAGGUGAGGUGAGGGUCCUUGCUCCAGGCUUCCAGCUGUAUAAAACUCCUUUACGCAACCGUCAUCCAGAUUUUUUUUUCUUUUUGAGAAAAUAGCUCUUGCUGUGACUGACUCAAGGAUGAGGGUUGCAUUUUGGGCUCCCCUUUUCUGUGUGGUUGUUACCUGUGUGAGUGGGGCACUUAUCCCAGAAGCAGAAGUGAAGAUUGAGGUGCUCCAGAAGCCAUUCAUCUGUCAGAGGAAAACCAAAUGGGGGGAUAUGAUGUUGGUGCAUUAUGAAGGCUACUUGGAAAAAGAUGGUUCAAUGUUUCACUCCACCCACAAGUAUAACAAUGGUCAACCUAUGUGGUUUACACUUGGCAUAAAGGAAGCUAUUAAAGGCUGGGACAAAGGUUUGAAGGAUAUGUGUGUAGGAGAAAAGCGGCAACUAACUAUUCCUCCAUCCCUUGCUUACGGAAAAGAAGGAAAAGGAAAAAUUCCACCUGAGAGCACGCUGAUAUUCAACAUUGACCUUCUAGAAAUUAGAAAUGGACCGAGAUCUCACGAGUCAUUCCAACAGAUGGAUCUUAAUGAUGACUGGAAGCUAUCCAAGGAUGAAGUGAAAGCAUAUUUGAAGAAGGAAUUUGAAAAGCAUGGAGCACCAGUGAAUGACAGUUAUCAUGAUGUUUUGGCUGAUGACAUAUUUGAUAAAGAAGAUGAAGAUAGUGAUGGAUUUAUAUCUGCCAGGGAGUUCACAUACAAGCAUGACGAGCUGUAGAGAAGCCUGGCAGAAUUUUC
This is a messenger RNA of Chelonoidis abingdonii (Abingdon island giant tortoise), 1220 nucleotides long. It is a transcript of the gene FKBP14, whose product is annotated as FKBP prolyl isomerase 14. Lineage: Eukaryota; Metazoa; Chordata; Testudines; Testudinidae. The record is from RefSeq and is a predicted model, not a curated record. Gene Ontology annotation, molecular function: peptidyl-prolyl cis-trans isomerase activity; calcium ion binding.